CAUUGGCAAUUUCGCUUUUAUGAUUGCUCGUGGAUUGCACAUGGAUAUUGACAGAUUUUAUACAAUCGGUGGAUUUGUAGGCGAAGUUAAUUAAUAUAAAAAGUCUCUAGUAAAAAUCAGGUUUCUUUUGCGUUUAGCCAAAAUGGUGUUGUCGUGUCGAUUUUACAAGGAGAAAUAUCCUGAAGUCGAGGAUGUUGUGAUGGUGAACGUCCGAAGUAUAGCAGAAAUGGGAGCAUAUGUCCAUUUAUUGGAAUACAAUAAUAUAGAGGGCAUGAUUCUACUUUCUGAAUUGUCGAGAAGACGUAUCCGAUCCAUCAACAAAUUGAUUAGAGUAGGAAAAACUGAACCUGUGGUUGUCAUUCGAGUCGACAAAGAAAAAGGUUACAUCGAUUUGAGUAAAAGAAGAGUGUCUGCCGAGGAUGUAGAAAAAUGCACAGAGCGUUACGCGAAAGCAAAGGCUGUAAAUUCAAUUCUUAGACACGUCGCCGAAUUAUUACACUACGAAAAUGAUGAGCAACUCGAGGAGCUUUAUCAAAAGACGGCUUGGUAUUUCGAGGAGAAAUAUAAAAAGCAAAAGGCCUCUGCCUACGAUUUUUUCAAACAGUCCGUCAUCGAUCCAACGAUUUUAGCCGAGUGUGGAUUGGACGACAAAACGAAGGAGGUUUUGUUAAAUAACAUCAAGAGGAAAUUAACAUCACAAGCUGUAAAAAUCCGAGCGGACAUCGAGUGCGCUUGUUAUUCGUAUGAGGGAAUCGACGCAGUGAAAGCAGCUUUGAGAGCCGGUUUGGCGCUCUCGACGGAAGAGCUUCCAAUCAAAAUCAAUUUGAUUGCGCCUCCUCUUUAUGUGAUGACCACGAGUACGCCCGAGAAAACGGACGGACUAAAGGCCCUGAAUGAUGCGAUAGAAGUUAUUAAGGAAAAAAUAACCUCGCUAGGUGGAGUUUUUGCAAUUCAGAUGGCGCCGAAGGUGGUGACCGCAACCGACGAGGCGGAACUCCAACGGCAAAUGGAGAAGGCUGAGAUGGAGAAUGCCGAAGUUGCGGGCGACGACGACGAGGAGGAAGUGGAGGGUAUGGGCGAUUUCAGCGGAGGUGAAGACGAAAACGAGAAGGCCGCUUCUCAAGAAGAAGAAGAAGAAGAAGAGUGAAAAGUACACUUGGAGUUUUAAACGAAUCGACACGACAAUUACUGUGACGAUGAAGGUCACAUCCCUCGAACUUGUAUUACAAAACUUUUUGCAGAAAUUAUAUACUAAUUACAAAAAAAAA
This is a messenger RNA of Belonocnema kinseyi, 1268 nucleotides long. It is a transcript of the gene eIF2alpha, whose product is annotated as eukaryotic translation initiation factor 2 subunit 1. The record is from RefSeq and is a predicted model, not a curated record. Gene Ontology annotation, cellular component: eukaryotic 48S preinitiation complex; multi-eIF complex; eukaryotic translation initiation factor 2B complex. Lineage: Eukaryota; Metazoa; Arthropoda; Insecta; Hymenoptera; Cynipidae. Gene Ontology annotation, molecular function: ribosome binding; RNA binding; translation initiation factor activity. The coding region runs from base 143 to 1147 and encodes 334 amino acids. The transcript has 6 exons.